AUUUAGGAAAGGGAACGAAAAUAUCCAAAAUUUUCCCGCUCGAAAGCAUGGAUUCGGCGGCAGCGCCUUCGGCUUGGGGAUCUGACGUGGAAGGCGGCGAGUGGGAGCUCCGGCAUGACGACGAUGGCUUCACUUACAAGAUCCUGAAGCGCCCGCGGCUGGACGAAAUCUCGGUGCCGGAGCCGCCGCAGGUGGAUCCGGAAGCCGAAGAGAAACGCAGGAGAUCCCGCAAGCAGAAGGUGCUUCUGAAAUUGAAGGGCCGGUACCAGGAAGAGAUUGAUCGGUGGGAGCGUUUGUCGAACAGCUUGCGGGCAAUGGAGGAGAGGGUUAGACAAGAGACGGAAUCUCGGAAAGAACAGCAAUUGGAAGGGACGAAUUUGGGGUCGCCGGCGGUGGAAGGCAUGGAAGACUCUUGUGCCUCCCUCGUGGAUGAACUCCUGGCUAAGGCAGAUGCAGAAGAGAGACUGAUCUUGAGUUUCUCAAACCUAUGUGACCAAGCAGAAGCAGCUUGUGAUGCUCGUCGGGAACGUUUUGUGGAAUCCUUCUUAGAGCUGCCAGUUUGGUCUUCACCUCGAGAGCUAAUGGCUUCACUCUGUGAUGACUGAUGAGUAAGUUCCACUGAAGCUACUUGAGAAAAGAGUGUGGUAGUUAGUUUGCCUCUGCAUUAGUAAAUUACUGAUGUUUAGGUAUAGAUAGUGAAGUUAGAGGCAGCUUUUGGUAGAUAUCAGUUGUCAUCCUUGUUGAUCU
Molecule: messenger RNA, 747 nt
Organism: Linum tenue
Lineage: Eukaryota; Viridiplantae; Streptophyta; Magnoliopsida; Malpighiales; Linaceae
Source: the annotation of a GenBank genome assembly